This is a messenger RNA of Frankliniella occidentalis (western flower thrips), 2379 nucleotides long. RefSeq names its product homeobox protein slou. Gene Ontology annotation, molecular function: RNA polymerase II cis-regulatory region sequence-specific DNA binding; DNA-binding transcription factor activity, RNA polymerase II-specific. Gene Ontology annotation, biological process: cell differentiation; regulation of transcription by RNA polymerase II. Lineage: Eukaryota; Metazoa; Arthropoda; Insecta; Thysanoptera; Thripidae. Gene Ontology annotation, cellular component: nucleus. The transcript has 3 exons. The coding region runs from base 214 to 1713 and encodes 499 amino acids. The record is from RefSeq and is a predicted model, not a curated record.
UCCCAGCCCUCCCCGCCGAGCGCACGACACAGGCGCGCGUCCCCGCAGCGCCGACACGCAUGCGCCCGGGCCCGCGCCCGCGAGGACGAUCGCUCAGCACGCGCGUGUCAGUGUGUGCGUGUGUGAGUGUUCUGUGACUGUGUGCGUGUGUGUGAAUGUGAGCGCGAUAGUGCGCGAGCGUGUUGCCAGUGCCAGUGUCAGUGACAUGUUGACAUGAUGACGAUGAUCAUGAUGCAGCGUCUGGACCAACAGCAACAGGCGUCCCCACCGACGGCCCCGCAGCAGCCCGGCUCGCCCGCGGCCUCGCCGACGGCGCCGGGCCCCGGACACCUGGUGCGCCACGGGGUGUACGCCGUGCCGGGGGCCGGCUCCCUGCUCGUGCGGCCCAUCGCCGUGCCCGUGGCGCCCAUCCACGACAAGAAGACGGCCGCCGACAUGGACACCGUCCAGGACGACGACGAGGACGAGCUGCGGAGACGCCUCAAGGACGACGUCAAGGCCACGUCGCUGGCCUCGCUCGCCGCGCUGCCUGUCGACCUGACGCGCCGGCCGCUGCUCGGGCUGCGGCAGCACCCCUGCGAGGACAGGCUCUCGCCCACCUCCUCCAUGGCGUCGUCCUCGGCCCCGGACGACGACCACAACCACCACCACCACCUCCACCUCAACAACAACCAUCACCACCACCACCAUCACCACCACCACCUGCACGCGAGCGUGGGCAAGCUCAGCCCGCGGCUGGGCGGCAGCAGUCCCCGCCUCAGCAGUCCACCCGGGUCCCGGUCCAACAGCCCCCACAGCCCGCGCAGCCCGCGGAGCCCCCACAGCCCGCGGAGCGCCAGGUCGCCGUCGCCGCCCUCCACCUGCCAGCCCAGCCCGCCGCCCUCGCACCAGAUCCGGCGCGGCCUCGCCUUUUCCGUCAAGAACAUCCUGGACCCCAACAUGUUCACCGGGCAGCAGAAGGAGCGCGCCGGGCUGAGCGGGCCGCUGGCGCACCUCGGCCUGGGCGGCCCGCUGGGGGCCAUGGGCGGCGCCCUGGGCGGUGCACUCGGCGGGCCGCUCGGCGCCUUUCCGCUGCUGGGAGGCGCGGCGGGCCCCGGCUGCUGGCGGCCGCACCUCGACACGGCCAGCCCGCACGACAGCUCGUCAGGCCGUGAUGGCGACGACGGCGAGGUGACGGGGGACGACGACGGCUGCAGCGACGUGGACCUCGAGUCGAGCGACGUCGGCGAGGACACGAAGGACGGCGAAGGCUCGCCGGGCAAGAAGAAGUCGUCGUCGUCGUCCGGCAGCGGCGCGUGCGGCUCCGGGGGUGGCGGCUCCGGGGGCGGCUCAUCCUCCAAGUCCUCCGGGGGCGGCAAGGCGCGCCGGGCGAGGACGGCCUUCACGUACGAGCAGCUGGUGGCCCUGGAGAACAAGUUCAAGACCACGCGGUACCUCUCCGUCUGCGAGAGGCUAAACCUCGCGCUGUCUCUCUCCCUCACCGAGACACAGGUGAAGAUCUGGUUCCAGAACCGGCGGACCAAGUGGAAGAAGCAGAACCCCGGCAUGGACGUCAACAGCCCGACGGAGCGGCAGCCGCCGCCCGGCCCGCACCACCAGGCCUUCUCGGGGGCCUUCCACCCGCACGCCGGCCUGCUGUACUCGUACCCCUACGGCUCUCAGGGCUACACCGGCCACCCCUACUUCCACCACCCGCUGGGCCACAGCUCGUGAGGGUCGUAAGGCAGCCCUCCACAGCUGGACCAUUUUGUCACGACCUACCGCCCCGCGACGGGGGAAAAAAAGUCGCGGGUUAAAGUUUUGGGCGGGCUGGCCUCUCGAGUGAACUUACGCAAAUCAGUAAAGGAAAGAAGAGGAAAGGUGCGCAAUGAUGGUGAAACGUUGUGCCGCCCUGGACGGUUCGAUCGAUAGACACCGUGCUUGACGUGAUGAGUUCUUGUGAUAUUUUUCAUUUGACGUGUGCGCUUCGACACGGCAAAUGAAGUGAACUCACAGUCGUGUGGCAGCUGUAGAUGUUGCUUUCUUGCUAUCGAUUAUUUGGAGCAGUGAAAUAAACAGAUGUUUAUUUCUGUACAGAUGUUAGUUGUAAAUAUAUUUGUUUUCAUAACGCACUGAUGUAUUUCGCCGUAAGAUAUGUCUGUGAAAAUUUGCAUUGCGGCAAAACUCUUGAUUGUUACCAAAAUGUUAUUAUUUGAUUAAUUCUUUACAAUUUUAUUUGACGGGACAUUGUUUUAGUUUCUGACAUUCCUGUCUGAAGGAGUUGUGAGAUUGUCGCGGAAGACUGUAUGAAAAGUAAACCUUCAGGUUCUUUUUUUUUAUGUAAAAAGAGAAGUCAGAGAAAAGACGGAGAGUUUAUAAACGAGGUGAAUAAAAGCUGUG